AUGAAGCGAGUUAUCCGAGAUCUGGUGGAGAAGAACGACGAAGAAGAUGCUCAAGCAGAAGGGGAUGAGAAUGCUGCUGAUGAGGACGAAUUGCCAGAGGAUGAAGACAAUGAAAGCGAUCAGGAUGAUCGCAAAGAAAGACAAAAAGCAGCAGAGUUCGAGAAGAACAGCUUUCGCUCUCCGAAGUUCUGGCUUAAAUGGCAAGGUCAGCUCCUGACUGAUGGAGCGGAAGAAGAAUUCAUCACGGAUGGUGGUUAUAUCGUCUUCUCUGGAAAUGCUUGCGAGAAGUUUGAUGGCACUCUCAGCUGUGAGAAGCUGGGAUGGAAGAAUGCCAAAGUCAGUGGGUGGAAGAUCAAAGGCAUGUCUGCGAGGGACUUUGAGAUUGAGUGGGUUGCUGAGAAGGAUAUCGAAAGUUGA
Molecule: messenger RNA, 417 nt
Organism: Ramularia collo-cygni
Lineage: Eukaryota; Fungi; Ascomycota; Dothideomycetes; Mycosphaerellales; Mycosphaerellaceae
Exons: 1
Coding region: 1-417 (138 amino acids)
Source: RefSeq, a predicted model, not a curated record